Messenger RNA from Castor canadensis (American beaver), 960 nucleotides. Its product is annotated as olfactory receptor 51F1-like. Gene Ontology annotation, cellular component: plasma membrane. Gene Ontology annotation, molecular function: olfactory receptor activity; G protein-coupled receptor activity. Gene Ontology annotation, biological process: G protein-coupled receptor signaling pathway. The record is from RefSeq and is a predicted model, not a curated record. NCBI's taxonomy places the organism in Eukaryota, Metazoa, Chordata, Mammalia, Rodentia, Castoridae.
AUGCUACAAAUCCAGUAAAACAUGAAAUUACUGAGUAACUUGACAUCUAAAUUCCCAACAUUCUCAUUGACUGGCAUUCCUGGCCUAGAGUCUGCCCAUGCCUGGAUCUCCAUCCCCUUCUGUUGUUUUUAUGCCAUUGCCCUCUCUGGGAACAGCAUGAUCCUGUUUGUCAUUACUACCCAGCACAGUCUCCAUGAACCCAUGUACUAUUUCCUCUCCAUGCUGUCAGCCACCGACCUGGGCUUGACUGUUUCUACAAUGUCAACAACACUGGGUAUCCUCUGGUUUAAUGCAAGAGAAAUCACUCUAGAUGCCUGCAUUAUCCAGAUGUUUUUUCUUCAUGGAUUUACUUUUACGGAAUCUGGUGUGCUCGUGGCUAUGGCUUUUGACCGCUAUGUAGCAAUCUGUGACCCUCUCAGGUACACUACAAUUCUUACUAAUUCCAGAGUCAUUCAGAUGGGUCUCCUAGUGAUUAUACGAAGUGUGUUAUUAAUAGUUCCUCUACUUUUGCUCCUUAAGCCUCUCUCUUUCUGUAAAAUGAAUACACUUUCCCACUCCUACUGUUACCAUCCAGAUGUGAUUAAAUUAGCAUGUUCAGACACUCAGGCCAACAGCACCUUUGGAUUGGUUGAUCUCCUUCUAACAACAGGGAUAGAUACACCAUGCAUUGUGCUAUCUUACAUCUUGAUCCUUCGCUCUGUCCUCAAUAUUGCCUCCCCCAAAGAACGGUACAAGGUCUUUAGCACCUGUAUCUCCCACAUCGGAGCAGUUGCUGUUUUCUACAUCCCCAUGAUGAGCCUGUCCUUGAUACAUCGCUAUGGUCACUCUGCCCCCAAAGUGGCCCAUUCAAUUAUGGCCAGUGUAUACCUGCUUUUACCCCCUGUGCUGAACCCCAUCAUCUAUAGUGUAAAAACAAAACAGAUCCGUGGGACUAUAUUUAGUCUUCUCCUUACAAAAUAA